Molecule: messenger RNA, 1362 nt
Organism: Dictyostelium discoideum AX4
Lineage: Eukaryota; Evosea; Eumycetozoa; Dictyosteliales; Dictyosteliaceae
Exons: 1
Coding region: 1-1362 (453 amino acids)
Molecular function (GO): transferase activity
Source: RefSeq, a predicted model, not a curated record
AUGAUUUGUAAUAAUUUAUUAAAUAAACAAUAUUUAAUAUCAUUUCCAAAGGAUGAGAAUAUUAAAGAAUUGAUAAAAAAACAUAAAGGACCAAAUGAAGAUAGUUUUAAAGAAUUUGCAAAAUUACAAAUAACUAUUAAUAAUAAUUCUAAUGAAAUAAAUAAAGAUAAUAUAUUUAUAUCAGCAAAAAAUUGGAUUGAAUUUGAAGAAAAAGUUGAAUUAUUAUCUUUAUCCAAUUCAUCAGCACCGUUAUCAUCAAAACUAUUGGAAAAUGAAAAAAAUAUUAUUAAAGAGGAAGAACCGUGUAUCGUUUUUUUAUUUUCAGGACAAGGAGCACAAUUUAAUCCAUUAAUAUUUGAAUUAUAUAAUAGUGAGCCAAUAUUCAGAGAGACUAUGGAUAAAAUCGAUGAAAUAAUGAAAAUCUAUUUAGGUUUUUCAACUAUUGAAAAAGUUAGACAAUAUAAAGAUGAAUUUGAUCCAGAAUUAAACACAAAUCAAAUGAUAACUCAAAGUAUUUUAUUAAUAUCACAAAUUUCAAUCUAUAAAUUAUUUACAGAACAUUGGGGUUUAAAACCAACGAUAGUAUUUGGACAUUCAUUUGGUGAAAUAGUUGCAAGCUAUGCAAGUGGUAUGAUUCAAGAUUUAGAAACACUUUGUUAUGUUAUUUACAAUAGAGGAAAAUCUCAACAAAAAACAUUUGGAACUGGAAAAGGAAUGAUAUGGGUAGAUUUAGGUAAUGAAGAAUUUCAAGAGAAAUUUUGCACAAAAUUCAAAUCAGUUGAAGUUUGUUGCAUUUUAUCACCUUCAAAUGUUACAAUUGGUGGUGAUAAAGUUGAAUUGGAGCAAAUCGUUGAGCAAUGUAAACUUGAAUCAAUCAACACAAAAGUUUUAUCAAUUCCAACUGCAUUUCAUCAUUCUUGUCAAGAUUGUCUCUAUGAUGAUAUGAUGAAAUUACAAUUUAAAUCAUAUCCACCAAAAGCAGAUAUUCACCAUAUUUCAACAGUAAAGGGUACUUUAUUUAAUAAAGAUUUUUACAUUAACAAAGAAUAUGUAUUUGAAAAUUUACGUGAUCAAGCAAGAUUAGCAUUGGGUAUAAAAAAUGUAUUCCAACAUAUUGAAAACUCUAAUCUUGGUAGAAAUGUUUGUUUCAUUGAAAUUGGACCAAGACAAUCAUUAUUAAAUUAUAUAAUUAAACAAACUCCACCUUUAAAUAAAUCUGAAAAUGGCAAUAAUUAUUUUAAAUCUGUAAAAACCUUUGCUUCAUUAACAAGAGAUAAAGGUAAUGAAGGUAUUCAUGAAACUUUAAUUCAAUGUUUUAAACAAGGUUAUAAAAAUUUAAAUUUUUUAAAUCAAUUAAAUUGA